AUGUCACAGCUACCUAUAAGAUGGCAACAACACCAACUCUCUGACAAAGAGUUCAUAUAUGGUUUCCAUUCUGAUCCAGAAGACCUUCUGAUUGGUUUCUACGUGACUGACUUUGCUACAGUCUGGAUUCAACGACUAGAGGGUAGCCUGUUUUUGCAAGUAGCAUCACUGUAUGGUUUCGAAGACUUGAGUCCAUCGAGAAUACGAGUCUUAUUCGAAUUGAUGGAACAGUCAAUCUACGAUACUGAUACUGUAAAAUUUCGGUUCGAGCCAGGUGACUCGAUUUGCAGUGUCAGUAUAGGGUCCAAAGAUAUCAACUGGGACUUUUCUCUUGUUGCCCAAGACCAAAGAGACUCUGUUCGUUUCCUUUCCAGUUUGAACUACCAGCAGUUUGCUAAUCAUAAAUACUUGCUAUAUGCAAUUGAAGACUUGAAAAAGACAAUCGAGGUCAAAGACACGUAUAUUCGAUUUUUGACGGAAAACUUCAAACAGUCGCAUGGAACUGAACUUCUAUCCAAGUACAAGAAGAAUAACAGAAAUGAUACAAAGUAUAUUACAAAAUUCAACGAUGAAAAGUGGCAACAGUGCAUAGAUCUAGCAUAUAAGAAAAACCGAAAUAGUAGUCCACCGGAUCGGAGACUGAAACAAGACAUUGAAGCCAGUAUACGAGAUAUUCGUUCGUGG
Scheffersomyces stipitis CBS 6054 is the source of this 684-nucleotide messenger RNA. RefSeq lists its product as uncharacterized. The record is from RefSeq and is a predicted model, not a curated record. The transcript has a single exon. Gene Ontology annotation, cellular component: nucleus. Lineage: Eukaryota; Fungi; Ascomycota; Pichiomycetes; Serinales; Debaryomycetaceae. Gene Ontology annotation, biological process: double-strand break repair. The annotation marks the transcript as partial.